CAGAGAGGCUCGUUAUCCGUCAGAAAUUCCGGAACACUACGUAGUUGACGAGAGUGUGGAAGACAUAGCGGGGCAGGAAGACUUGUCACAAGACAUGCUGAAGCAUCAAAAGCUCUUGGAAGUUGUGAAAGACAAUGUGUCCAAAGCACAGGAGAACACAAAAGUCAAAAUACAAAGUACUAAAAAGAAAAUUGACUUCAAAGUUGGUGACAGAGUUUUGAGAGCUAACAUAAGAAGCCAGCAGAGGAAAGGAGGAAAACUUGAACCAAACUUUUUAGGACCUUAUAUCAUUACCGCAAUUCAGGAUAAAAGUGCAGACCUUCAAAAUGCCAAUGGAGCAAUCAUUCCAAAAGUAAACAUAGACCAGCUAAAAUUAAGCAAAAAUACCAUAUCAAGAGUGCCACACUGGGGUUUGAAAAAACAGGCACAAGCUUCAGUUGCUUCACUUUCAUCACCCUCAUUGCAACCUGCAGCCCAAUUACUGCCAGCACAACCAGCCAUAACCCCACCACAACAAGGUCCAGCAGCCCCAUCAGCCACAAGACCAACGGCUACUGCAGCUCCACAGGCUACAGCAGCAACAGGUUCUGCUACAGCUUCAAAGACUACAGCAUCACCACCACCACCACCACCAAUUACAGCUCCAGAUGCUACAGUGUCACCAGUGACAACCCCACAACCAUCUCAAGGCCAACAAGCUACAGUGCCAGCAGUGUCCGAUCCAGGCCCAGGAGUUACAGCCCUGCAAGAAGACACACCGCCAGCAUCAGCCCCAAAUACUUCAGCACCAGCACAUGCUUCAGCUCCUCAAGCCACAUCCCCAACAUCAGAGCCAGCUUCAGAAAUGGCAGCACCAAACACAGCCUCACAAGCUGCAGCACCAGACCUAGCCUCACAGGCAACAUCAUCAGACCCAGCGUCACAGACUGCAGCGUCAGACCCAGCCUUACAAGCCACAGUACCAGACCCAGCGCCAGCCCCAAAAGCUGCGGAAUGAACAGCAUCAGCCCCAAAUACUACAGCACCAGCACAUGCUACAGCUGCACAAGCCACAUCAACUACAGCCCCAGAACCUGCUUCACAGACUGUUGCACCAGAUCCAGCCUCACAAGCUACAGGACCAGACCCAGUGCCAUCUCAAAAAGAUAAAGCACCAACAGCACCAGACCUAAACCUAAAAGCUUCAGCACCACCACAUGCUACAGCACAACCAGCAACAGCACCAACAGCACCAGCUUCAGAUCCACAAACCACAGCCCCACAAGCAUCUGCUCCACAGGCUACAGCACCAACAGGAUCUACUACUCAUCAGCAAUGUACAGCACCAUCUGCAGCAUCACGGCCUCACAGAUAUACACAAGCUGUUGCAGAGAAAUGUAUAAUGGAUGCCUGGUCUGGAAAGAAUCCCCAUGUUCUUUUGUCAAAAAUAGGUGCCUACAAAUUAUUUUACUGGGAUAUCACACAAACUGGUCCGGACAUGGAGUUGGAAAGUGAGUCAAUUAAUGCCUAUCUAGCUAUCAUGGUGCGUGAGUGCAAUCACCAGAACUCUGCAAAAGCAGCAUUCAUUGAUUCAUUUGCAAUGACUGCUGCAUGGAACAGAAAAAAUACAAGGCUCAAGAUCAAACCCAUGGAGCAUGAAGUGAUUGUGGGAAUUGUAAAUGAACAUCAUCACUGGACAUUAGUGGUCAUAUACCCCCAAGAAAAGAAGUCGCUGUAUCUGGAUCCACUAGGAGAGACAAAACAAGGCAUCCAAAAAUGUUUGGAAUCUACAAGGGCAUUUAUGAGAAAAAAGGGAUGCAAUGUCUCAAGGUGGACUUGUGACACAGUCAAACAUCCAAAACAAAUGGAUGCUACUUCAUGUGGAGUCUUUGCAUUAAAGUUUGCUGAGAAAAUCUUGCGAAAGGAGUCAGUAGAUUUUCCAUCUACUAAAAAAGCAAUAAAUGCACACAGGUUGCAAAUUGCAACCACUCUCCUCCUAGAGACAGAUGACCUGACAAACCUCUGUCACUUCUGUGGGAAAGAAGAGCAUGAUACUGACUUCAACUGGAUUCAGUGUGACUUGUGUUUGCGGUGGUUCCACCAGUACUGUGUGAACAGCCAGAGGAAUGCUUUAUUUGUUUGGCUUGUAAAUAGUUGA
Molecule: messenger RNA, 2137 nt
Organism: Archocentrus centrarchus (flier cichlid)
Lineage: Eukaryota; Metazoa; Chordata; Actinopteri; Cichliformes; Cichlidae
Product: sentrin-specific protease 2-like
Exons: 10
Coding region: 1382-2137 (251 amino acids)
Biological process (GO): protein desumoylation; proteolysis
Cellular component (GO): nucleus
Molecular function (GO): deSUMOylase activity
Source: RefSeq, a predicted model, not a curated record